AUGCACGUUUUAAUUUGAACCACAAGUGAGACAUCAGUGAGAUCAGCUGACUGGAAGUAUGAUUUUAAACCAUUAGUCUAAACCACUUCUUUAACGAGGAAACCUGAGGCAAUUUUGUGUCGCAAUAGUGCACACUAGAGGGUGCACGCUGCACAAACUGCAUUAUGAAUAAGAUGCUUUAUUCUCUGAUAAUGGGCGGUAUUAGCCAGUGUCCGUUGGAAGUGUCUGUUAGCUAAGCUAGUUGUCACUCGCUUAAAAGAAUCAAAGGGAAGAUUUAGCACGAACUAGCUCUGCCUGGAAAAGGAAAAAAAAGGUAUAAUGGACUCGAACAGUGAGGACGGAGACUAUCAAAAUCUUGAGCAUGCCUUCCAUCAUGAUACAGCCCAGUACAGAGUGACCUAUACUCAUGGGAAAAACACAAAAGAGGUGGAUUAUGAUAAAAAUGAAGAGGUCAACAAAAAGAGGUAUCCAAUGAGUCGCUCUGGUAACAACCCAGGCAGAGUGAGGCGGAUAGUGUCAUGUAAGAGGAAGACCCAUCAUCUGACGGUGGCUUGGAGGAAGCAGCUUGGGUCAGGGAGGACUCACGAUGCUACAAACAAGGAGAAUGAGAUGAACUGCUUACAGGACAUGCAACAGGAGAUAUUUGACAUGGACCCAUGGGAGUUACCACUAAAUGUCAAUAAUAACCACAAGGCUGGUAGAACUGGUUCUGAACAAACUGACUGCUCUACACUCACUGAGCUCACAAGGGAUCAUAGUACAAUGACUGAUGUGCUCUUUGGGAGAAGUCUGAGACUGAAAGUAGCUUUAACAUUGUGGCAGAGAAAUGCUGGAGAGCUACUGACAUACUUCCUGAGAAUCCAAGACACUGGUGUGUUUGUGGAUUUUCUCCCCCUGAUCAGCAAAAGCAUUGAAGAGAGCUCUCCAAAGAUUACCAUCGGCUGUUGUGUUGACCUCUUCCCUUUAGUUAAGAAAGUCCUCACCAAUCCAUACGAAGAGUAUCUUAUAGUUGGUUUAAACUGGAUAAAUUCAGUUUUAAAGAACUGGUGGGAGGAACUAAGAGCAAGUGGCCAUAGUGGAUCAUCUAAACCUCUGUCAGAUAAGAAUUUCCGAGUCUUUAAUCAGCAGUUACUGGAAUUAUGGCACCAGGAACCUUCAUUGAAAUCUGUUCCAGGAGCUGCAGGAGACGUGGCAAAGGUCAUUGAUUCUUUUCUGUCUCAACUUACCUGACAGCAAUGAAGAGCCAGAUAACAUACGUAUCCUCUCUGGUAACAGUGGCCUGAAAAUAUUUUUAAAAAUCCUUGGUGGAAACCUUAAAUAGGAGCGUGCUACUGUGCUUUUAGAUUGUACUGUGCUUUGUCUGUAGAGAUUAGGUAUUUAUUGGCUUGCAGAGCAACUUGGACAGUUAAAAUGCUGAGAAUGUGCAAUAUGAAUUUAACUUGAUGUUGUUUCAUUGACAUGUUGUUUGUGUGUAUCUCAUUUAA
This is a messenger RNA of Xiphias gladius (swordfish), 1484 nucleotides long. RefSeq names its product KATNB1-like protein 1. Gene Ontology annotation, molecular function: microtubule binding. The record is from RefSeq and is a predicted model, not a curated record. The transcript has 10 exons. The coding region runs from base 319 to 1230 and encodes 303 amino acids. Lineage: Eukaryota; Metazoa; Chordata; Actinopteri; Istiophoriformes; Xiphiidae. Gene Ontology annotation, cellular component: nucleolus.